GACGUCAGACCUAGGCGACCACAGUACAGUGCCGGGAGAUGUGAAGAAACAGCGCAAACAGCAGAACAACUUACAUCCAAAUACUUUUGCUAUUAAAUGCGACACUUCACAAAGUGCCUACAACUUAUUACCCUCACUCAUAGAAACACUGCAUCUCAAAACAAGAAAGAAUCCUUUGAAACUGGGCCAUGCAUUAAGCUUUGAAGAAUUGACAGUCCUCCUGUGAGCACAACACACGAUGCCUUACCACUGUGUCGCCUAUGGGUGUGGCAAAACUGCCGAAGAUGGCGUAACACUGUUUAAAUUCCCCAAGGACCCUGAAGAGUUUCGCAAAUGGGAGAAGCAGGUCCAGCGGACCCGCACCCACUGGGUCGCUUCACCCAGCUCUUACCUUUGCAGUGAACAUUUUGGGAGGGAGUACUUUGAGCCCAGACCAGUUACAGGAUCUCUGAAGCUGAGGCCAGGAGCUGCUCCGACAGUAUUUGUCCGUCCACACUGUUCAUCCUGCAGUGGAGCAGGCUGUAGUAGCUGCCUACCUGCCAUCCAACGCCGGAGCAUUACAGCUGAACCAAAAGAGCGCAGCGCUAGUGGAGACCACCAUGAAAUGACACCUAUUCAGUCUGAUAAUGCUGUUGUAAGAGGUAAUGAAGAACAUCUGACAGGAUCAGGGUUGAAGCUGGGGGAAAAAAACAAAGAUGAUCGAUCAGUGAUGUGUGAGAUGUGUGGAACCACCGGCACUAUUAGCUCCUUCUUUUCAAAGACGAAGCGUUUCUGCAGCAUCUCCUGCUCACGCUCCUAUUCAUCAAACUCUAAGAGGUCCUCCAUACUGGCACGUCUACAGGGAAAGCCCCCCUCAAAAAAAUCUACUGUGCUGAGUAAGAUGAAAGGCACCCAGCCAGCCCCAACAGCAGUGGAAGCGUCUCCUGGCUUUGACUGGGGCUCCUAUUUGGAGAAGGAAACAUCUCUGGCUGCAUCUGUCUCCUGCUUCAGACAUGCUCCUCUUUGUGCCUACUGGGACGACAUCAGUGUUGGGAUGAAAGUGGAGGUCCUGAACACAAACGCAGUUCUUCCCAGUAAAGUCUACUGGAUCGCUACCGUCAUCCAGGUUGCAGGAUAUAAAGCUCUGUUGAGAUACGAAGGCUUUGAACACGACAGCACACAUGAUUUCUGGUGCAGCCUUGUUUCAGGAGAGCUGAACCCAAUUGGCUGGUGCGCCAUGACGAGCAAACUGCUGGUGCCACCACAAGAUGUGAAUCCAAACAUCCCAGACUGGAAAGAGUAUCUGAUGAAGAAGCUGGUGGGGGCCCACACUCUCCCUGUUGACUUCUACCUGAAGUUGGCAGAACACAUGAAGACCUCUUUCAGAAUUGGCCUGCGGGUGGAGGUGGUGGACCCCAAACACGUGAGCCGGACACGCGUGGCCCUAAUAGACUCCAUCAUCGGCGGCCGCCUGCGGCUGGUGUACGCAGACCAAGGUGACGCUCCUGAGAACACCAUCUCUGAUUUCUGGUGCCACAUGUGGAGUCCCCUCCUGCACCCAAUAGGCUGGUCCAGCAAAGUGGGUCACAACUUAAAAGAAGCUGCCAAUACCAUUGAAGCCUAUGGUGGUUUAAGGAGUAACUCUGACAGCUCAUUCCUGCUCUUUAAAAAGCCAAGAUUUGUCUACAUGGAGGGAAGUUUCUUUGAAAAAGGAAUGAAGCUGGAGGCCAUCGACCCUCUUAACCUGGGAAAUAUCUGUGUGGCUACUGUACAAAAGGUGCUGUUGGACGGCUACCUGAUGGUGGGAAUCGAUGGCACCGUUUCAGACGUUGGGUCUGGCUGGUUUUGUUACCAUGCUUCCUCUCAUGCCAUCCUUCCAGUGGACUUCUGUAAAAAGAACAACAUCCCUCUCACUGUACCUCGAGGUUAUGACUCUCAGACCUUCACCUGGGACAAAUACUUGAAGGAGACGAACGCUAAAGCUGCACCGGCAAGACUGUUCAACGCUGACUACCCAGGUCAUAGCUUCUCCCCCAACAUGAAGCUGGAGGCGGUGGACCUGAUGGAGCCACGUCUGGUGUGUGUGGCCACUGUGAAGCGCUGCGUUGGCCGCCUGCUGCUCAUCCACUUUGACGGCUGGGAGGAUGAGUUUGAUCAGUGGAUCGACCACCAGUCCCCAGACAUUUACCCUGCUGGCUGGUGUGAGCUCGUAGGCUACCAGCUCCAGCCGCCUCCUGGUCUCGUUGAUUUAGUUGAAAACCCGGUGGCACGGAACAAGAAAACCAAGCCCUAUGUGUAUGGGAGAAAGAGAAGGAAGUACACAAGGAAGAGGCUGUCUCAGGAGCAAGCUGGAGACGAUGAAGAUCAUCAGACUGAGGUCGCCAGCACCGACAGUCCUCAAGAUCUUCCUCCAAAAAUGCCGCUGAUCCAGCCCAAGGCCGAGCAAGAGGAGCAGGAGAUCUUUGCAGUGGAGGUGAAAGUGGAGGAGAUGGAGACUCCUAUUGAAGACUCUGAACAAGCCUCUGUGGGUGCAGUCGAACAGGAGGGUGGAGGGCAGCAGGUUAAGUCAGGACUACAUCAGGAACCAGAGCAGAGCAGUUUGGAAAAUGCGGAACAUGAGAAGAUGGGGCAAAGCGAAACUGCAGACGACAGAGGUGAAGAGCGCAGAACGCUGGAUGAGAGCUUUACCGGUGACGCUGACAUGGAGCAGAGUGAAAAUGAAGGCCGACAACUAAACCAAGAGGAGGGGAGCCAAGAAAAUGAUACCAGCACCAUGGAGGAAACACCGGAGAUCGACACAGAGCGAGACAGUGCAGGAGAAGCUGAAGCAAUGAGUACAUGAGACGAGUGUUUCUGCUUAAAGAAGGGAACGGUGGAAGAGCAAAGAGACUGAACUAACUACUUUAAGGAGUAAAAUAAAACCAAUGUGGGCAAAAAGCAGACUGACGUUCCCUUAGAGCAAACAGAGUUGUGAGAGCUAUUGUAUCUUUUAAACUCUGGUGGUUUACAUUUAUAUUUUGGGCUUCAAACUUUAAUCCUGGCUGUGUUGGCAACACCAGUGGUCAGUUUAAAGUACAUUUCCUAGAAUUCUGUGUGCAACAAAUACUCCUUAAAUAGCUGUGUUUUCAUAAAUACAACAGAAGAGUAGCUGGCCUAUCUAUUAGGGGCACAGCCAAACAAAUUCACAUUUUAAAGAGCCCAUGUCAUGCACAUUUAUGGGAUUGAAAUUUCAUUUUUGUGGUCUACUACGAUAUGCUGCAACUUUUUAAAAAAAAACAAAAAAAAAAACCACAUUGAUUUUCUUCUGCACAUUGCUGCAGCUCUUCUUCUUUCCAUCUGUAAAAUGCUCAGUUCUGUAGUACAGUUUGCUCUGACUGGUCAGCUGACCCGACGAAAACAAGGUGUUGCUAAUUAAAUAAUCCCAACUCUCCAAGUACAGGUAUGCAGCUCUGGCUAAAGCAGCUCCAGUUAAGAGAUAACGGGAGACUUUGAGGAAGCUGAUCUUUCUUUCUUUGAGGGCCAAACCAGCUGCUCGGCAGGUGUUACGCAAAUGUGUAACGAAGUGAUGUAAAGAAGUUAUUAAAGAAAAGGCUGGACUAGCAGGUAAGGAGUAGUGUUUUCUGUGGGAGAGAAUAGCUCCUUUGUAACUUUGUAAGUUUUCAGACAUUUUAAAUGCACAAAAAGCAGCUACAUAACACACUAAAGGAAAGGGCAGCAGAAUAUGUGCUCUUUAAUAAAGUCAGCAGACUGCAUGUUCUUACCUUACUAAGAAGUUGACGUGCCGCUUGUCAGGCCAACUUAAUUUCCAUAUCCAUUAGUGAUUGAGGAUCUGUGCAACGUAAAUUUAUCUCUCCAAGCCUGCAGAUCCUUCCAUGUGCGGCCCAAAAUUUGCGUCUGCAUAGUAACAACGCAAUAAAGGGCAAUAGUGCUUGACAGCACUAAGUAUGCAUGGAAUAUAUAGAUACGACUUACUGUGCAGAUGGUGUCGAGCAUAAAAAUGAUCUGCUGCCAAAAAAGCGAACACUUUGCAUGACCGUUAAUAAAAGACUUCUGAUAGUGUUUGGUUGUAAAGUUGAAAUCAGAGUUCUAAAAUUAUAACCACUAACCUGGAUUAAUGGAUAUCAUGCAUAGGUGAAGUGUUUGACUACGAAAGCUGUUGUUCAAAUAAACACAAUUUUAAUACAGUUGAAUGUUUGAUGCAUAAAAAUGUGCCCAUAGAUGGUAACAGUGUUCAACCCUAACUUUUGUGUUGUAGCUUAAAAGCUGGUUGCAUAUUGCUAACAAAGACCAGCUAUGGCAGUUUUAAAACUACCUCUUCAACUACACAAUGAUGUUUCGACAGAAGUGACUGGUUUACUCAUUUUGAGUUCAACACGUCUAACAUCAAAUCUGUAACUCUAAGUCUUUUCUGUGUUGUAAUGAAAUCAGCCAAAUGUUUGUUGUAAUGGUUUAUUUUAUAUCCAGUUUUCCAUACAGAUAUUUUCUGUUUUGUCAAUAAGCAUGAAGCGAUUAAAAAAAAAAAAUACAGUUUUCUAAAUGAA
Molecule: messenger RNA, 4520 nt
Organism: Amphiprion ocellaris (clown anemonefish)
Lineage: Eukaryota; Metazoa; Chordata; Actinopteri; Pomacentridae
Gene: l3mbtl2
Product: L3MBTL histone methyl-lysine binding protein 2
Exons: 18
Coding region: 239-2821 (860 amino acids)
Biological process (GO): regulation of DNA-templated transcription
Cellular component (GO): nucleus
Molecular function (GO): zinc ion binding
Source: RefSeq, a predicted model, not a curated record